Messenger RNA from Drosophila hydei, 2368 nucleotides. RefSeq lists its product as uncharacterized. Gene Ontology annotation, cellular component: nucleus. Bases 1431 to 2339 code for a protein of 302 amino acids. The record is from RefSeq and is a predicted model, not a curated record. The transcript is spliced from 2 exons. NCBI's taxonomy places the organism in Eukaryota, Metazoa, Arthropoda, Insecta, Diptera, Drosophilidae.
AUUGUAAAUGUCUUUAAUUUAAGUGAUAUAAAUCAAAUAUUUGUGUAACAUUUAAUAUUUUAAUACGCGUCAAAGUACAACGAGUGAAGCUAAAUGCACACAAAGAAAACAAGAAGCAAAAGCACCAAUAAAAUAUAUAAAGAAAAAUUAACGCAAAAGCAAAAACAUUUCUUGUGUGUGGUACAACUACAAAAGUAAGAUUGCGAGUGGUCGCCGUGUACUUUGCGAAAAUAAUUAAAAUAAUUGUAAAGGAUACAACGUUAAACAGAACCGAAUCAGAAUCAGUUAAUAGUGUGAUUUUUUGAACCUUUGUCUGUAAGUGAGAGGAGAAAGCUUUAAGCGGAAUCCCUUUAAGCAAACAUCCCGUCGCCAUUUUGAAAGUGAUUUUACAUACAUACAAAUAUAAAUAUAUAUAUGUACACACAUACACAUAACCAACAGAGUAAAUCAACAACAAAAACUAUUCCCAAUUCCCCCUAUAGAAUAACUAUCGCAAAAGCAAAAUUAAUUGAACAAACAGUGAAAACAAGGCAACUCUUAAAUAUAAAUUCAAAUUCAAAUAAUUUGUAAUAAUCAGUAUAACAGAAGUGGCAAAGAAAAAACCCCCCGCAGCUAUAAAGCAUUCAGUAACUGCGACACACAUACAGUCGUCUUCUUCACUCUCACACCGCGAUACCAAAAUCUGUGAGUGUGCGAGCAAGCGAGACUGCAGCAAAAGCAACAACAAUAUUCGUGUGAAAAGGUUUACAACUCAAAGACCCGGGACCCCGGCUUGGAUGACAGCUACAACAGAGGCAAAAAAAAGAAAAGUAAGAGAGUUUGGAAAAUUAGCGCUAAGAAGGAUAGCCUAACAAAAAAGAGAUAAAUCAACAGACUGAUAAACAAUAUAUAAAGUUAAACUAUAUAAAGUAUAUUAACUAAAGCUGUACAUAUAUAGCGAGACACAAACCGAACGCAGCUACAAACAAAUAAAUAAAUAAAUAAAAUAUAUAUAAAAAGGGAACAACGUGAGCAGCCGUAAACCCGUUAGCCGCUACUGUCAGAUAGAGCGAGAGGAGUAGGAGUGGAAGACAGCGCGCAGUAGCAUCGUCAAAGUGAACCAAAGAGACGACGAAAACAACGGAGACGGGGAGAUUGCAGGAAGCGACGUAGCAGCAGGUUCGCGUUUGUUAUCGAUAAAUGAAAACAAAACAUAAAAUAAAAAUUGAUUUUAAGUGCGUGUGAUAUUUAACGUUAAGCAUUAAUUUAGCAAAUAACCAAAAACAAAAAAGGCAAAAAAGCAGAAAUUUUAACAAUCAGAAAGAUUGAUCGAAGUAAGAAGAGAAAGGAGAGCGCGCUUUGGGUUAAGCUCAGUUCAAAUUAAAGUAAUAACAGCAGCAGUGUUGGCAGAAGCUUUUGAUAGUGAAAGCAACGACAAGCAAGAAAUUACUAUGACAUACUCGCACAAUAGUGUUAGAAACAACAUUAAAAUGACAACAGCAUCAGCAACAAAGUCCAUACGCUUGAAAAAGGGCGCCACGACCCCAACACCGCCACCAACAACAACCACAACAGCAAUAGAAACAGCGACACCCACGGUAAAUGCACAUUCCAACAGUAUUGCCAGCAGUACAAACUACAACAACCAGCACUUCCAGCAGCAAGUUUUAAGCACAUCGCCCAUCCACUGCGCCCCCAUUACGCCAAACAAUCGCAUGCAACAGCAGCAACAACAACAACAACAACGUCUGCAAAGCCAAUCCGCAGGCGCCAAUCAACGCAGUCGCCAACAGCGACAAUCGCCUCAGCAAAUGGGCGGCGGUGGUUUCUUCUUUGCGAACAAUAAUCGACGUAAUGGAGGCGGUGGCCGAUCGCCACAGUCCGCAGCAGUAACAACCGGCAGCAGCAACUGCUAUGUGCGUCAAUCACCGGCUACCAUUUUGGGUGGUGGCUUCUCGCCGGCUGCAUUUGGUUCCGCGCGUAAGCAGCGGCGCAGUCCAACAACAACGCCAACGAACAGCUUUGGUGUAGGCGGGAAAAUAUCCCCACAGCAUCCCCUGAUACCCACCGCCUUGACGCAUUUUGCUGGCAGCAAAUGCUUUGAUGCACCAGCACCAACAGCAUUGCCCAAGCCGCCGCAGCACUGGACAACAUUGUCCAAGUCCGAGGAGAAACUGGUGGCCAGCAGUGCUGGCACCGCCUUGCAAAGUUUAUUGCGCGGUGGCGACAGAUGCAGUGCGUCGAAAUUGCAGCUAGGUCAUGGUGGCAUUGGCGGAUACAUGGUGAAGUCAUCCAAGCGCAAUCUACUCGAUGACUUUGAUACGCACAAUCUGAAACUGUUGCUGAAUGUGCAGUCGUAACACAGGAAGAACAAUUACUACUACUACAA